This is a messenger RNA of Ilex paraguariensis (yerba mate), 1545 nucleotides long. Lineage: Eukaryota; Viridiplantae; Streptophyta; Magnoliopsida; Aquifoliales; Aquifoliaceae. The record is from the annotation of a GenBank genome assembly.
AUGGGAUUCACAGCAAAGGGCAAGAAUAGUAGUGAAGGUUGGGGCAUGGGUUUCCUCCUAGUUUUCUUCCCUGAAGAUGAAGAAUCCAUAGCCAACAAGAAGAAACCCAACAAUCUGUUCUCUUCUUCUUGUUCUUCUUCUCCAUCUUCAUCUUCAACCUCAUUCAAACCCAUCAAUACCCUCCUCAGACGAACCAAUUCAGCACACCUCCUCAGCAGAGCCCAAUCCACCAUCUCCGUAUGUGCUCUCCUCAUCUUCAUCACUCUCCUCCUCUUCACUCUCUCUACCUUCGAACCCACCACCACCACCCACUUCACUCCUAGAAGACACCUCUCUUCAAACUCCAAAAUUUACAAACCCACCCACUUCAAACCCAUCGAGAACCCUCCAUCAUGGUCACUAAAUAUUCUCAAACCCAGUUCAAAAAUGGCUUCAAGUUCAUCAUCAUUAUCAUCACCAUCACCUCCGCAUGCAUUGCAAGGAAUGGGUUCUUUGUACAGAAGAGGCACAAAAGCCAUGAACGACCUUAUUGUAGCUCAUAUUACUGAGUCCGUCACAGUACCAGAACUGAGGUUGUUCUUGAGACUUUUCCACAGGUCUGCUCUCACCUCAAGAGCAGACCUUUUGCUUAUUUUCCCAUCAAAAACAGUUUCUUUCGAUUCUAUAGUCCAAGAAGAGAACGAGUCGAUUCUGAAACUCGUUGAUCGAUAUCAAGAAUUGAAUGCUACUAUUGCGGACUCAGCAGCGAGUUUUGAUGUGACCCAGUUUGUAAAAUCGAGAAAUAAGGAAAAGGAAACUGGAGAGCCAAUAUGGGGUCGAAGAAUUCGAAGCAAUUACAGUGACGAAAGUGAGACUGAGUUGACUCGCUUGAGUUAUGGCUCGGUGGUGGGUUUUGAAGCCGAUGAGCUUGACCCAGAAAACUCAUUGGCUGGGUUUUUAGACCAUGUUCCAUUGAGCUUGAGAAGAUGGGCAUGUUAUCCUAUGCUACUCGGCCGAGUUAGAAGAAAUUUCAAGCAUGUAAUGCUAGUGGACGUGAAAGAAAUUUUGCUACUCGGUGACCCACUCAGCCGAGUCAGGAAUCGGAGUCCCGAGACUGUAUACUUAUCAACAAUGGGUCCAUCUAUGUCAAGCAAGCAUGGCAAGAAGAACUCAGGGAAAACUCAGUCUACCCACCAAAACUCGGCUAACUCAGCAAUUAUAAUGGGUGGAACUCGAGGAAUUCGACGAUUAUCAACAGCAAUGCAAACGGAAAUCGUUCGCGCAGCAAUGCAACACAAGCGAAAGAACUCGGCCACUGAGUCAGGACUCUUUAACCAACUCGUUGGCAAUGAGUUCAUACUGAAGAAUAUAAAUUUGAUCAAAUCGGCCGAGUUGAUACCAGAACUGAGUUCACUCAGGGGGCGGAACUCAAACUCAGGUUCUUCCUUGUCAUUAUCAAAUUAUACUGUGGUCAGGUAUGGUAAUAGUAAUCCAGAGCUUAGUUCUAAUAUUGUGAAAGAUAUAUGUUCAUUCCCAGUGGAUUCUUUAGCUUAUAGUGAUUGUUAG